AUGUUACGUCUAUCUUUGAAAGAUAAGCUAUCCAAAGUAUUUCAGCCUGCUGCUGAGGAUAGCAUAGAUGUUCUAUGGAACAAGUGUGUUGAAAUUGAGAAAGAUAUUCAGGUAAAUAUAGACAGAUACAUACACACAGCAGGUACUUGGAUAGCUACUGUACACAGACGAAUGGGUAUAGAUAAUACAUUUAAAUAUGUGAAGGUAUAAAUACAUAAAGUUUAAACGUGUUUUCUUAUCUGUUUUAGAGAAACAAAACAACUAAGAAGGACUGUAAAGAUUUAAGUUAACCCAUUGAGGCGCAUUGGACCCUACUUUAGUAUUUUACUCUGUCUAAUGCCAGACGAUUUUACUUGUCAAGGGGAGAGUGCUGGCACUUAAUGGGUUAAUUUUCAAGAGUUCUUAAGCCACUGUUGCAUAGAAAGUCACUACUGUUUCCAAAUCAGGAAGUGUGGUGAACCAAACUGUAAGAUUUGCAGGUAAGCAGUUUGGGUCUACAUGCAUUCUAUGGACUUUAACUUUAGUGAUCUAAUCUUUUUUAUUUAAAUGCCAUUUGACUUCCUUGGUAGACCAUUGAGAGGUCCAAGGAGGUGAAGAACUUGCCAUUCCCAGUGGAUGCUGGAAACGGUCAUUAUAAGCCAUUUGAUGAGGUAUAUGGCACAAAAACCAAAGAUGUAUGUACUGCAAACUUUGUAUGUCACUAUAUCUAUAUUGUCAAGUAAACUUUGUCUCUAAUACACAUUUUCUUUUUGACAGUCAUCCAAGCUUUUCGAACAUUUAAAACAUUUUUUUUGCUUAGAAAGAUUGUUAAUCAAAUUCUGUUAUUAUAGAAUCGUCCCAGUGCAACAUCCAGAACUAGUUCUCAAAGAAAGAAAAUGAACUUCUCGCCAUCGGUUCAGCAUGAUGAAAAACACAAGUAUGACGCUGCAGUGUGA
Molecule: messenger RNA, 935 nt
Organism: Paramuricea clavata
Lineage: Eukaryota; Metazoa; Cnidaria; Anthozoa; Malacalcyonacea; Plexauridae
Source: the annotation of a GenBank genome assembly